Penicillium lagena is the source of this 369-nucleotide messenger RNA. RefSeq lists its product as uncharacterized. NCBI's taxonomy places the organism in Eukaryota, Fungi, Ascomycota, Eurotiomycetes, Eurotiales, Aspergillaceae. The transcript has a single exon. The record is from RefSeq and is a predicted model, not a curated record. The coding region runs from base 1 to 369 and encodes 122 amino acids.
AUGGCCGAUCCAAUAUCAAUUGUGGGACUGAUCGUGGACGUCAGUUCGAUAAUCAAGGCCACCAUAACCUACGCAAAAGCUGUACGAGAUGCAAGGUCUGACACUCAAAAAUUGAGUGAGGAGCUUUUUGCGCUUAAAGGGAUACUGGAACAUCUUUCAGUACACAUCGAGCCUGAAGAUUCGGAAAGAUUGCCGUCCUACUCAGAAGCCGUAGCUUUUGACUCCGAACUACUAAGGGGCACCCUGAAAACAACCCAUGAGUUUCUCACAUCCCUCCUUCAUGACCUCGAAGCGCCGGCAAGCAGAUUCAAGCAACUUAAAAAAAGCUGGAAUGGCCAUUCACUCAAGAUCAAUUCAACGCCCACCUGA